Molecule: messenger RNA, 2631 nt
Organism: Pipistrellus nathusii (Nathusius's pipistrelle)
Lineage: Eukaryota; Metazoa; Chordata; Mammalia; Chiroptera; Vespertilionidae
Source: the annotation of a GenBank genome assembly
AUGGGCGCACUGCUGGGGCUCCUGGCGCUGCUGCUGUGGGGCGCCGGGGCCGAGGGCCCGGCCAAGAAGGUGCUGACGCUGGAGGGGGACCUGGUGCUGGGCGGGCUGUUCCCGGUGCACCAGAAGGGCGGCCCGGCCGAGGAGUGCGGGCCGGUCAACGAGCACCGCGGCAUCCAGCGCCUGGAGGCCAUGCUCUUCGCGCUGGACCGCAUCAACCGCGACCCGCGCCUGCUGCCCGGCGUGCGGCUGGGCGCGCACAUCCUGGACACCUGCUCCAAGGACACGCACGCCCUGGAGCAGGCGCUGGACUUCGUGCGCGCCUCGCUCAGCCGGGGCGCCGACGGCUCCCGCCACGUCUGCCCCGACGGCUCCUACGCCACCCAGGACGACGCUCCCGCCGCCAUCACGGGGGUCAUCGGCGGCUCCUACAGUGACGUCUCCAUCCAGGUGGCCAACCUCCUGCGGCUGUUCCAGAUCCCGCAGAUCAGCUACGCGUCCACCAGCGCCAAGCUGAGCGACAAGUCCCGCUACGACUACUUCGCCCGCACGGUGCCCCCCGACUUCUUCCAGGCCAAGGCCAUGGCCGAGAUCCUGCGCUUCUUCAACUGGACCUACGUGUCCACCGUGGCCUCCGAGGGCGACUACGGCGAGACGGGCAUCGAGGCCUUCGAGCUGGAGGCCCGCGCCCGCAACAUCUGCGUGGCCACGGCCGAGAAGGUGGGCCGCGCCAUGAGCCGCGCCGCCUUCGAGGGCGUGGUGCGCGCGCUGCUGCGCAAGCCGGGCGCCCGCGUGGCCGUGCUGUUCGCCCGCUCCGAGGACGCCCGCGAGCUGCUGGCCGCCGCCCGGCGCCUCAACGCCAGCCUCACCUGGGUGGCCAGCGACGGCUGGGGCGCGCUGGAGAGCGUGGUGGCCGGCAGCGAGGCCGCGGCCGAGGGCGCCAUCACCGUGGAGCUGGCCUCCUACCCCAUCGGCGACUUCGCCGCCUACUUCCGCGGCCUGCACCCCGGGAACAACAGCCGGAACCCCUGGUUCCGCGAGUUCUGGGAGCAGCGCUUCGGCUGCAGCCUCCGGCGGCGCGGCUGCGAGGCCCACUCGCUGCGGGCCGUGCCCUUCGAGCAGGAGCCCAAGGUCGUGUUCGUGGUGAACGCCGUGUACGCCAUGGCCCAUGCGCUGCACGGCAUGCACCGCGCCCUCUGCCCCAACACCACCCGCCUCUGCGCCGCCAUGCGGCCCGUCCGCGGCCAGCGCCUCUACAAGGACUUCGUGCUCAACGUCAAGUUCGACGCCCCCUUCCGCCCGGCCGACACGCACAGCGAAGUCCGCUUCGACCGCUUCGGCGACGGCGUCGGCCGCUACAACAUCUUCGCGUUCCUGCGGGCGGGCGGCGGGCGCUACCGCUACCGCAAGGUGGGCUACUGGGCGGAGGGCCUGACGCUGGACGCCAGCCUCAUCCCCUGGGCCGCGCCCUCCGCCGGCGCCGGCGGCGCCCCGCCCGCCUCCCGCUGCAGCGAGCCGUGCGGGCGGCACGAGGUGAAGAGCAUGCAGCCCGGCGAGGUGUGCUGCUGGCUCUGCAUCCCCUGCCAGCCCUACGAGUACCGGCGGGACGAGUUCACCUGCGCCGACUGCGGCCUGGGCUACUGGCCCAACGCCAGCCUCACCGGCUGCCUGGAGCUGCCGCAGGAGUACAUCCGCUGGGGCGACGCCUGGGCCGUGGGGCCCGCGGCCCUCGCCUGCCUGGGCGCGCUGGCCACGCUCUUCGUGCUCGGCGUGUUCGUACGGCACAACGCCACGCCCGUGGUCAAGGCCUCGGGCCGCGAGCUCUGCUACAUCCUGCUGGGCGGCGUCCUGCUCUGCUACGGCAUGACCUUCGCCUUCCUGGCCAAGCCCUCGGCCGCCGUGUGCGCCCUGCGGCGCCUCGGCCUGGGCACCGCCUUCUCCGUCUGCUACUCCGCGCUGCUCACCAAGACCAACCGCAUCGCCCGCAUCUUCGGCGGCGCCCGCGAGGGCGCCCGGCGCCCGCGCUUCAUCAGCCCCGCCUCGCAGGUGGCCAUCUGCCUGGCGCUCAUCGCCGGCCAGCUGCUCAUCGUCACGGCCUGGCUGCUGGUGGAGGCGCCGGGCACGGGCAAGGAGACGGCGCCCGAGCGGCGGGACGUGGUGACGCUGCGCUGCAACCACCGGGACGCCAGCAUGCUGGGCUCGCUGGCCUACAACGUGCUGCUCAUCGCGCUCUGCACGCUGUACGCCUUCAAGACCCGCAAGUGCCCCGAGAACUUCAACGAGGCCAAGUUCAUCGGCUUCACCAUGUACACCACCUGCAUCAUCUGGCUGGCCUUCCUGCCCAUCUUCUACGUCACCGCCAGCGACUACCGGGUGCAGACCACCACCAUGUGUGUGUCCGUGAGCCUCAGCGGCUCCGUGGUGCUCGGCUGCCUGUUCGCGCCCAAGCUGCACAUCAUCCUCUUCCAGCCGCAGAAGAACGUGGUCAGCCACCGCGCGCCCACCAGCCGCUUCGGGAGCACCGCUGCCCGGGCCGGCCCCGGCCCCGGCCCCGGCCAAGGGCCCGCCUCUCCGAGUGUCCCCACCGUCUGCAACGGCCGCGAGGUGGUGGACUCCACGACGUCGUCGCUCUGA